Molecule: messenger RNA, 2479 nt
Organism: Hippocampus comes (tiger tail seahorse)
Lineage: Eukaryota; Metazoa; Chordata; Actinopteri; Syngnathiformes; Syngnathidae
Gene: chst3b
Product: carbohydrate (chondroitin 6) sulfotransferase 3b
Exons: 4
Coding region: 382-1713 (443 amino acids)
Biological process (GO): N-acetylglucosamine metabolic process; carbohydrate metabolic process
Cellular component (GO): Golgi membrane
Molecular function (GO): N-acetylglucosamine 6-O-sulfotransferase activity; chondroitin 6-sulfotransferase activity
Source: RefSeq, a predicted model, not a curated record
GAGGCAAACAGUUGGUCCGAAAACCUUUUUUCAUUCAGACCAAUGUACAGUCUGACCUGCAGCUACCCCACUGGAAAUACGGAACCCCUCAUGUAUGUCCCCUAUUGGAGUCCGAGACAAUUUUUUUUUGUGUGUUUGUGUGUGUGUUUGUGUGUGCGUGGUGAGGAAACCAUGGGAUUAAUAAUCCGAGUUGGACGCUUUGAAUUUGAAGGAUUAAACAGCGUGGGCACUUCAGCAUGGUUGAGAGAUCGCAAGAGCCAGUCUGCUGGAAAGGGGAAUUCCAAUAAGUGGCAGGCUCUUUAAGGCAACCUUGGCGGCGGGGGCGAGGAGAUUGGCCCAACCCAUUACGAGGCAAACCCGGGCGCCGCCGCAGCCUCGAGAAUGAGGAUCAAAUACAGCCUACCCAUCGUCUUCUUUGUGGCGCUGGUGAUCAUCGAGAAGGAGAACAACAUCAUCUCCAGGGUGUCGGGUAAACUGGCCUUGAAGCAGACCCCCCAGACCCCCGUCCAACCCAGCCGAUCCGCCGGCGCCCCGGCCGAGCGCGACGUUUCCGUCCCCUCCGUGGGCAAGCUGAGCUCGGCUUUCACGCUGAUGAAGCGGCGCCUGGAGAACUACAGCGACGACCAGCCGGCGAGCCUUGAAGCAGCCCCCCCAGCCCCCCGUCCACCCCAGCCGAUCCGCCGGCACAUCCUCCUUCUGGCCACCACCAGGACCGGUUCUUCCUUUGUGGGCGAGUUUUUUAACCAGCAGGUGGACAACAUGUUUUAUCUGUACGAGCCGCUGUGGCACGUGGAAAAGACGCUGACGCUGGAGACGGGCGGCACCAACGCCACAGCCGCCGCCAAGGCGUACCGCGACGUGCUGCGGCAGCUCUUCCUGUGCGACUUCUCCCUGCUGGAGAGCUUCAUCGACCCCCUCCCCGUGGAUCACGUCACCGCCUCGCUCUUCCGCAGGGAAUCCAGCAGCUCCUUGUGCGGCGAGGCGGUCUGCGGCCCCUUCGUCAAAGGGGUCUUUGAGCGCUACCACUGCAGGAACAGGCGCUGCGGGCCCCUCAACCUGACGGCGGCGUCCGAAGCCUGCCUGCGGAAGGAGCACAGGGCCAUCAAGUCGGUGCGGGUGCGCCAACUGGAAACUCUCCGUCCUCUGGCCGAGGACCCGCGUCUCGACGUGAAAUUUAUCCAGCUGGUCCGGGAUCCUCGGGCGGUGCUGGCCUCCCGCAUGGUGGCCUUCGCCGCCAAGUACAACAACUGGAAGCAGUGGGCCAAGAACCGGGACAUGCCCAUCGACGACGACGACGAGGUGAAGAAGCUGAAGAGCAACUGCAACAGCAUCAGGACGUCGGCGGAAGUGGGCCUGCGGCGGCCGGCGUGGCUGCGCGGCCGCUACAUGCUGGUCCGCUACGAGGACGUGGCGCGCUUCCCCGUCAGGAAGGCGGCCGAGAUGUACCGGUUCACCGGGAUCCCCUUCGCGCCGCAGGUCAAAGCCUGGAUCCUCAAGAGCACGCGGGCCUCCGAGGAGACCGGCGGCAUUUACUCCACGCAGAAAAACUCCAGCCAGCAAGUGGAGAAGUGGCGCUUCAGGUUGCCCUUCGAGAUCGUGCAGGUGGUCCAGAAGGUCUGCGGCCCCACCCUCAAACUCUUCGGCUACAAAUUCGUCACAAGUGAAGAGAUGCUCACAGACAAGUCGAUCAGCUUGAUCGAAGAUUUUUGGUAGGUCCCGACGGGCGCAAGCUAAUAUUUAUUUGCCCCUUUUAUCGUUGUUAUUCUGAUAUUUAACGCGUUUGUACUUUGUUUGACUAUUUAAUAGCCAGAGGAGAGAUGAAUUUAGUCUUGUUCACAAAUUGCAUAUUUAAAAGCAAGCUCGGCCUUUGAAAAGCUUGCCUUAUUUUGGAUUUUUUUGCACAUUUUGUAACGCCAACACAAGCGGACUUUUCAUGCGAUGUGAAUUUCUGAGCAAACAGAAGCAUUGCAAAAAGAGAAAGUUAAGGGCGAGGGGGGAUGGGGGGGGGGGGCUGGCAAGUAAACAUGAAUGAGAGGGCUCUGGGAACCUCCAGCAACUGUUUACAGCUCCUGAGUUGGCAACCAAAGAAGCUCCAACGGAAGUGGCAGCCUUGUAGAAAUAAAGACCGAGGAAGGUAUUUCCAUCUGUAUUGAGUCAGUCCGUGGUUCUCAACAUUGGUCCUCCGCCGCAGGUUGAUGUCCCCGCAGAUUGCGAACUGCUUCGGGUCGUAUGAGCGACUUUCGUCGGUUUGCUGGAAGCGGCUGUUUGCAUUGCUGUCCAAACGCAAACAUUGCGGACCCUGCAGCCGGUUUGCAGGUCGGUUUCGACGUUCGUUUGAGAGUCUCGCGGCCGCUCGACACGAGCCUCUCGACUGCCGCCUCGAGAAGGAGACGGAGGCCUCCGUUCUGCGGCCAGCGCGACCCUACCAGUCGGGUUGUUUCUUUUAACGUUGGUGGCAAUAAACAUGCUUUGACAGCGA